Molecule: messenger RNA, 1405 nt
Organism: Morus notabilis
Lineage: Eukaryota; Viridiplantae; Streptophyta; Magnoliopsida; Rosales; Moraceae
Product: binding partner of ACD11 1
Exons: 6
Coding region: 145-1080 (311 amino acids)
Molecular function (GO): RNA binding
Source: RefSeq, a predicted model, not a curated record
GACCCAUUUCUUCUAUUUCUCCGCAUACAAAAAUCCACAGAUCUGUCUCUCAUACUUGGAAGGCUAAAGACCCAAUUGCUUUCUCUUUCUCUAACGUCCAUUUCGGGCAUUGCCGUUCGUUUUUGUGGAUAAUACAUCGGAAAUAUGUCUGCUCUGGUAGACCAUAGAGAUCAAGGGAAUGGAGCAGUUCUGCAGUCAAUUGCCACACCAAUCUGGUCAAUCAAUGUUUCGGAUAUAAGGACAGUGAGGGUUAACAACAUUUCCCUAGCUGUUUCCGAGAGGGAUAUCAAAGAAUUCUUUUCGUUCUCUGGUGAUAUUCAAUAUGUUGAAAUGCGAAGGGAAUCUGAAAGUACCCAACUUGCUUAUGUUACCUUCAAGGAUUCACAGGGGGCAGAUACAGCAAUUCUUUUGUCGGGAGCUGUAAUAGGUAAUCUUUCUGUUAGCAUUACACCUGUCGAUGAUUACUUGCUUCCGCCCGAAGCUCUUCCAUCAACCCUGGAGAAAAACCCAACUACCAGCCCUGCAGUUAAGAAGGCUGAGGAUGUUGUUAGCAGCAUGCUUGCCAAGGGUUUUAUUUUGGGCAAGGAUGCGAUCAACAAGGCAAAAUCAUUUGAUGAAAGGCAUCACUUGAUGUCAAACGCAUCUGCCACUGUAGCCUCAAUUGACAAUAAGAUUGGCCUCAGUGAAAAGCUAAGCAUCGGAAAGGCAGUGGUGAACGAGAAGGUUAGAGAGAUGGAUGAGCGGUACCAGGUAUCCGAGAUGACGAAAUCUGCUUUGGCAGUUGCUGAGCAGAAGGCAAGCAGUGCAGGGUCUGCUCUCAUGAGCAAUCACUAUGUAUUAACUGGAGCUUCCUGGGUUUCAAGUGCAUUUAGUGCAUUUGCAAAGGCAGCUGAAGAUGUCAGCAUAAUGACCAAGGAAAAGCUUGAGAAGGCUGAGGAGGAAAAGGAGGAGAUUAUUUACAGGGAAAGGACAGGGAUAAUCAGUGACUUUGCGCAGAUCCAUCUCGACGAGUCUUCAUCAAAGGGGCCUCCAAUUGUUCCGGUCAGUUCAGCUGAUGACCACAAGCUUGAAAUUAUUUGAGAGAUGAAUUGUCACUCAAUGAUGAAUUCCUUUUUGCAUUUUUUCGAAGUGGUAGGCCGUGCCAACUUUUGUGUGGUGGGUGCUGUGUUGAAUAUAGAUUGGCGUCAGAUUUUUUUAUUCAAUGUUUUUCUAUUUAUUUGGAGUCCUCUUGUCUGGCUAUGACAAGGUUACCAGAUGAAUUCAUGUAACAUAUAUGAUAAGAGUCGAUCAGAGAAUUCUUUAUGGUGUACAACGGGUUUUUUUUUUUUUUUUUUCCGGUUCUUGCAUAGAAUUCUAUUGAUUUUUUUGAAGUCAGUACGAUAAACUUGUGUCAUUCUUGUCAUCA